GUGUCCGCCGCCAGCAACGGUACACCAGGGCCAGUCCCUGGCGUGUGUAUGUGUGUGUUUGUGUGAGUGCGUGUGUGCGUUUGUCCCGUACCGUUUGCCGUGUCCUGUGCCGCUCCGGUAGCAAUCGAAGUGAAAGAAACGCUGAAUUAUUAUUACGACACUAUCUGGUCCAACACUUCCCACACACUGUGUGGUGGUAGCUUAUCGCCUGAUCAGUUGGGCACCAGCAGAACUACCUGCAAGGUGCGCGUGCGGGUCCUUUCCGUUGACCGCAAGUAACCUUGCCCAUUUGUCCAAGCCGCUCGCCGCCCGUUCGACUGGUCUGGCUUAGUGCGCGCGUGCUGCUGUGUGUCUUUCUGCGUUGCCGCGCGUGUGUGUGUGUGUGUGUUUGGUUGUAGGUGUCUAUAAAAAUAAAAGCAGAAUGAGCAGACGCGUUCGGGCAGCACGAUAAGCGGACAGGAGAGAGUGCACCAGCGGGGUGUGAGAAGAUAAUGCCGAAUUGAUGGAGGCGGUUGAUCCUCUCCGCCUGGCUGAACUGAAGCGUAAAUAAAUUCUGCUGCUCGGGAGAAAGACUGCGUGUGCUACUGCCCACCACUACUAUCAACCGUGCCCGUCCAUCACAAAGUGUGUGGCUGCGUGUGGACGGCGUGGAGCGCCUGACGUUUCGCACAUACGAUACUUGCUCGCACUUUACCUUACGGCCGUGCCGUUGUGUGUUGAGACUGCACAAGGGGCACCCAAAACCCAAGCUACCCGCCCGUGUGCGCGUCAAAUGUGCUUCCCCGUGUGCGUGUGCGCGGCUCGUAGUAUCGGCUCGACUGUCAGUCUUCAAUCAAGUGUGCGGUCCCGCGGGGGAAUGUGCCACUGACGCUGAGCCUUUCCCCUCACUGCUGUGGCCGUUUUGUCAAGUGCGCUGUAACGAUGCCACUGUACUCGGAGCUGUACCACAACUUCGUCGGCAACACGCCGAUCAUCCCGUCGCCGAUGGUGUCGGUCGGGUCGUCCACCUACAGCCCGCCGACGUACGUCGGUGUGUCGCGGGCAUUCCCGAACCCCCUGUCGGUGGCCGGGUCCCGCACCGCCCCCUCCUUUGCCCGCGGGUACGUCCCGAAGCUGACACCGAUCACGGAGACGCCGCUGACCAGCACCCGGAUCGCGGCACUGGGGCGCGUCAGCUCGCCCAAGUUCCUGGCGGGGGCGGGCCAUCACCACUCCCACCACACCCACGGGCAUACGGGCUCGCCCACCUACCAGAAGCCGCGACGCAUCAUCAACACGGCCGACAUUGACGUGUCCGCGUCGAAGUAUGCGGGCAGUGCGCGCAGCCCCGCCCUGCACACCACCACCACUAUCGCCGCCUCCGUCAGCCACCGGGCGAGCUCGUCGCCGACCAGCUACACCGGCCGGGCCGGCAGUCCACCCGACCACCCACUGAUUGGCACCAGCGGUGGCGUCACCACCACCACGAUCAACCUGCCGGAGAUGGAGCGGCCCUCACUGUCCGCGCGCGAUCAGGAGCUGAGCGAGCGGAGCGAGCAGCGGCGCGCCCGCUCCACCAUCAACCGGAACCGCACGGUCGUGCGGCUGAACACGAUCCGGGCGCGCAGCAAGUCGCGGGGCAGCCGGGGCAGUACCGAGGGCCGGGACCGGCACGCCCUGGCCGACGCACCGACGACCGAGCCGACGUUCGACGAGGAGAUGCUGCUGCUGGAGCUGCCGGCGGUACGGCCCGGCGGCACCACCUCCUCCUGGCGGGACAACUUCCGGGACGAGCUGUCGCUGCGGCCGCGCACCCGCACCGAGCCGAGCAAGUCGCCCGGCGAGCUGCUGCUCGAGAAGCAUCUCAUCCGGGACGGCGAGCCGGGCACGGUCGAGCCCUACCCACCGACCAUCCGGUCCCCGGUGAUGAAGCGGCGCGGCACGAUCCGGCGCAAGAGCGCGGUGAAGAUACCAAGCUUUCACGAGAUCUGCGCCGACAUCAGCUCGGACAAGCUGGACGAUGAUCUGAAUGCGGGCGAGCUGCGACGCCGCGCCUCCCAGCUAAUCGAGGACGAGCUGCUCCAGUUCCAGGAGGAGCUGAAGAAGGCGGCGGGCGGAGCGGCCACGCUAGCGCCCGAUACGCUCGAGGGGCGGCUGAAGGAGGCACUCGAGCAACAGCUCGCCCAGGACUCGGGCGUGGAGGUGGCGGAAAAGCGCAAGCUGAAGAAGAUCAAGCGCACCCGAACGAAGGUGCUGCCGGUGGCGUCGGUGGCAGGGGCGGAUGUGGAGACCCCGCUAGAACCGAAGAAGGAGGAGGAGGAAGCGGUGGUGAUCGUGGAGAAUGCGGUAGCGCCGCGAAUCGUAGCCGAGCUGGAAUCGAUCGAGGAGUGCACCGUGUUCAAGCUGCCGAAGAAGAAGAAAAAGCAACCGGACGAGGGCGGUCCGGCCACCAGUCCCGGCGGGGCGCGGAAGGACGUGCCAGAGGUGCAGGUCGUCAUACGGGACCGGCCGGAACCGAACGGAGCGCAGGGCCCGUCGAAGCAGGCUUCGACGGCCGGCGCCAGUGAGGCAACUGUCGACGGGGCGGGCCCUGUUGAUGCGACGACCCCGCGCAAGACCGCCAAAACCGGCAUCAAAACGUACGUGCGGAAGAAAACGGUUGAAGCACUGCCGGAACUGGUGCAGGUGGAGACGUUGAAGCUCGUGGCAGAGCCGGAAGGGAAAGUUAAGGUGGAGCCGACGUCGAACGGGCUGGCGAAAUCCAUCGAGAUGCCACCCCUUCAGAAGAUCCAGGCAAUGGACCGGUCCGUUGAUAUGGGUGACAAGCCGGCGGCGAAGAAACAGCCAGACAUCCUGACGAAGCUGGGCGAUGACAAGAGCUCCGAGGAGGUGAAACGGCGUGUUGAAGGAUCUUCUGCCACCACCGUCGAUAGUAGUCAAGCAAAGCUACCGGAACGGAAGGUCCCAACUACUGAGGUAAUGAAGCUGGUGACCAGUGAGAAGCAAGAAGUGACGCCGAAACAAACAGCUCAAUCAAUAGAGGUUAAAAAGAUGCCAUCCAGUGAACCUCCGAUUCCAAAGCAGCCUGAAUCUCUCGCAAACCUUGCCAAGAAACCGACAAUGCCUUUGCAAAUAGAUGGCAAGGGUCCUUGCACAACUACCGAGGCAUUGAAGCUCGUGAACAAUGCGAAGCAAGAAGUGGCACCGAAACAGGCAGCUCAAUUACCAGAAGUUAAAAAGAUACCACCGAGUGAACCUCCGAGUCCAAAGCAACCCGAAUCUCCUGCAAGCCUGGCGAAGAAACCGUCGACGUUGGUGCAACCAGACAGCAAGACAUCGGCUGUGGUAACUCCCACCAUUGCUCGGACCGACCAACAGCCAACCAAUGAAUUAAUCAGCAAGCUGAGUCAGCCAACCAAACCCAAAUUAGAGCAACUGCCUGCGGAGCCGGCAAACAAGUCGCCACUUACCAAACCGAAGCUCGACGAACCCCCAGCAAAACUCGCACCGGCCAAGCUGGGCCUGGUGCGCAAGAAGCCGGCCGACCUGAAGCGGUCCACCGACGAGGUAGACUUUUGGAGCACGAUCGGCACGCGGGAGACGGUGUCGUUUGCACGCCGCAAACAGCAGCUAGUAGCGCUUCGCUCGACCGAGGAAGAAGAAUCACCGCCGGCAUCGCCCAGCCAACCGUACCAAGGUAUGCCGGGAUCACCGAAGGUUGGGCUGGCUGGCAGGGCCAAACAGCAGGAAGCCCAACCGGUCGGGAGUCCCAAAAGCCCGACGGAGGGUAAAAGUGUAUUCACGCUUCCCGACCCGAAAGCGGCUGAAGAGUCGGCAGUGUUGAAGGGGGGUCCUGCGGCUGGAUCGAAACCUCUCGAGGCUAAGCUGGUACCGAUACCGGAGCCGCUGGUUCCGAAGGCGCUCACUACGACACCACCCGAGACGCCCAGGCUCAAGCCGAAGCUUAACUCUUCCCUCACCCUGGACGAGACACCGCAGAAAGUGAAGCUGCUGGAAGAGAAAACAGUUCUGGAGUCAGUACCGACCAAGGCUAAACCUUCCACACUUUCGGGAGUGUCUGCGUCGAAGGAGACAUCAGAGCCGAUAGCUCCGAAAGCGGAAGUACCAACAGUUGCGGAAGCAUCUGCAACAAACGCAAAAGCAUCCGCUGUGCCAGAGCCGACAUCACCCAAAGUAAAAGUACCAGCCACUCCAGAGCCUACAUCACCGAAAGCAAACGUACCAACAGUUCCAGAAGCUACAUCAACAAAAGCGAAACAAUCUAUCGUGCCAGAGACAACUAACACAAAAGCAAAAGUCCCAGCAGUUCCGGAGCCUUCCUCGCCGAAAGCAAAGCAGCCAACUGCUCCGGAGCCUUCUUCAGUAAAAGCAAAAGUGCCCACUGUUCCGGAGCCUGUUUCACCGAACACCAAACAACCCACCGUUUCGGAGCCUACAUCUCCAAAAGCAAAGCAAGCUACUAUUCCGGAGCCUUUCUUGCCGAAAGCGAAGGUUCCUACUGCUCCGGAGCCUACUUCACCGAAAGCGAAAGUACCGACAGUUCCGGCACCGACUUCACCCAAGUCAAAGCAACCCGCCGUACCGGAACCUACUUCACCCAAAGCAACACAACCUUCCGACCCCGAGCCUGCGUCGCCAAAAACAAAGCAAUCAACGCUCCCAGACAAACCGUUGUCCAAGGUUAGCCUUGCCAAAGUGCCUGGCGGGCAGGAUGCAAUCCCGAUCGCUCCACUCGACACCAAGAAACUGUCCCCGAAGGAGCUGAUCAAAGCAAUCGCUCCCAACAUUGCGGCCGCAGCCGAAAAGAGGCUGGCCCAGGAGAAAACCAAACCCAAAGAGCCAAAGCCCGAGCCGACCGGUCCCACCACCAGCCCGACCGGCACAACCGUGCCGGUGACUACCACGGCGACUGCUGGUCCGACCACCGAUGGGAAGCAGCCAGACGAACCGUCGACGAAGAAAGUGAUCGUCAAGAAGGUGGUGAAAGUGGUGAAAACGAAAGUACCGGCCGGUUCGAAGCCAAAACCAGAACCGGAAGCGGAUGCACAGGCCGAGCGCGAGCAGGAACAGCGUCGACUGGCCCAGCAGCAGCAACAGCAGCAGCAGAAUCUCGAGCGCAUGAAGACGAAGCUCAACCAGAUCACGCUCAACAUGGGCGUCAAAGGGAUGGAGGUGGAGGUGAAGGAAUGCCAAAAAUGCCAAUCGGCGAUAGUGUCCGAGGCACUUCCGGUGCCGGCAGCCAUCGUGACGACGCCGAAGAUGACGCCCGCGCCACCGAGCGCUACGUCGAAGCAGCCGAGCGCAAACGGGGCGAAGCUGACGAAGAAUAAAUUCGGCACGCUAGCCAACCUGAGCGACCUAUCAGCAGUGGACGGUCGAGAUCGACACACCACACAAGCAGUGCAAAGCAAACAGAAACCACAGACACCCACAGAGCAGCAGCAGCAGCAGCAGAAAGUGUUCCUCUCGAGCAGUGACGAAGAGAACGAGGAACCAGCGAAGCAGAGACCGGCCGCCGGUGUCAGUGUAGGAGCCCGCGUCGCGAACGAUAGUGCCUCGGAGACCUCGUUCUCCGGCGUGGAAGACGACUGGUCAUCAGAGGAGGAGGACGACGAGGACGACGAGAUGGCGAACGAUAAGCCGGAGAAGAAGAAGCCGUUCGAUCCGACCAAGCGCGUCAAGCUGAACUUCGAGCAGAUGCGCAAGUGCUACUCGAAGGAGGAAAAGUCCCCGAUCGUGCUGGUCGCCCGGCCCCGCCCGCUCUGGAAGGUGAAGCGGCACGGCCACCGGCACAACCGGAAGGCGGACCUGACCAGCAGCAGCAGCAGCGGCAGCGGCAGCAGCAGCUGCAGCGAGGACGAAAGCACCAGCACCUCGACGACGACGAGCAGCGGGGCGACGACCAGCACGACCGGCCGCACCUCGUCCGAGGCGGUGUCGACAAUGGACGGUGCCACCUCGGACAUUGCCACCGACAGCAGCGUCAACUCGAGCACUGGCGGCAAGCAGGGCAAGGGGGCGAAGGGCGCCCAGGCGAAGGGCAAGGGGGCCAAGGGCAAACCGGACCCGUUCGGGGACAUCUACGAUAACCCGAUGGUGAUACCGCUGCACGCGGAACCGCGCACCAGCAGCCGGAAGAGUGGCGGCUCGUUCGUGGCCCCGCUCCGGGACGAGAACAACAACACGCCGGCCGACCUAGACGAGGACGAGCGGGCCCGGUCGAUCGGGGCCGGUCACGAGGUGCGCAGCGCCAGCACGAGCAGCCACGAUUCCGGAUUCUACGGCGGUGGCACCGCACCGAUCAGCCCGAAGAAAGCGCUCGAGACGUCGUACACGUACGCCCAGUUCCAGAAGACGGGCAAGCUGACCGCACCCGCUACCGUGAUACCGCGCUUCCGGAAGUACAACGUGGACGAUUUCCACUUCCUCACCGUGCUGGGCAAGGGCAGCUUCGGCAAGGUGUUUCUGGCCGAGCUGAAAAACUCCGACUACUACUACGCGAUCAAGUGCCUGAAGAAGGACGUCGUGCUGGAGGACGACGACGUCGACUGUACGCUGAUCGAGCGGAAGGUGCUCGCCCUCGGCACCAAGCACCCGUUCCUGUGCCAUCUCUUCUGCACCUUUCAGACGGACAGUCAUCUGUUCUUCGUGAUGGAGUACCUGAACGGUGGCGACCUGAUGUUCCACAUCCAGCAGAGCGGCCGGUUUCCGGAGGCGCGGGCCCGCUUCUACGCCGCCGAGAUCGUGUCCGGGCUGAAGUUUCUACACCGCAAGGGCAUCGUCUAUCGCGAUCUGAAGCUGGACAACGUGCUGCUCGACUACGACGGGCACGUGCGGAUAGCGGACUUUGGUAUGUGCAAGCUCGAGAUCUACCUAGACAAGCUGGCGGACAGUUUCUGCGGCACACCGGACUACAUGGCACCCGAAAUAAUCAAAGGGCAAAAGUACAAUCAAGCCGUCGACUGGUGGUCGUUCGGUGUGCUGGUGUACGAGAUGCUCGUCGGCCAGUCGCCGUUCAGUGGCUGCGACGAGGACGAGCUGUUCUGGUCGAUCUGCAACGAGAUACCGUGGUUCCCGCACUAUCUCUCCAAGGAGGCGUUGCGAUUGCUCCAGUCGCUGCUGGAAAAGGACGCCUCGAUACGGCUCGGUGUGCUCAACACGAUGGACGAGGAGAGCGACAUCAAGUAUCACCCAUUCUUCAAUAGUAUUAUCUGGGACAAACUGGAGAGACGCGCCGUCGAACCGCCAUUCAAGCCCCAAGUCCGACAUCCACUCGAUACGCAGUAUUUCGACAAGCAGUUCACGCGGGAGCGAGCGCGACUGACGCCCAUCGACCGGAACAUCCUUGCCUCGAUGGAUCAGGCCCAGUUCGAGGGCUUCACCUACACCAACCCAAACAACACGCUGACCAAGAUGCGCGAGAAGCAGAAGAAAAAGCAAAAGAAAAUGUACUUCUGCCCGCAGUGUGGCGAUAUCAAAGUGACGUACAACAUUUUUUAGCCCAAGCAGGGCGUUGUGGAGCCAUCUUUUUGUCCUACUUUUUUUUUUUUUUGGUUAAUUCUAUUACUACCUGUGGCUCGGACCAUUUUGUGCCUUGUGUGUAGAGCGACAAUGGUGGGUGGGGCGACGAGGGCGAUUGCGCGGCGAUGCGAUUGGAAUGAGAUAGCGAGCGUGUGCGUGGCAGAUGGUUGCACCUUGCCAGUGCGAAGCCGAACGGUCGCAUGUAGUAAGCGCCAGUAGUAGCAGCGGGCAGCAGCAGUAGCAGCAGUAACAGCAGCACGCCAACAGCAACAGCACGAGCAGCAGCAGCAGCAGCAGCAGCAACGGCAGCAACAGCAAUAGCAAAGCGUAAAACAAUGUCGCGAUCGUUACCAACAGUCUGAGCGUGCAGCAGCAGAAGCGAGCAAGAGAGUAGCGACCCAUAACACGGUCCGAGCACGGUCGGUUGUGUGCACUCCAAGAUAAUGCAAGGCUUUAUAUGCUGCUGCGCAGCAGAUACGAUUAAUAGCGGUGAUGCAAAGUGCACCUGGGGUGGGGGAACAAAAUAUGCACGAACUGAAAAAAAACCAACCAAACAAACGACUUCAACGGUAUUGUAAGGAAAGGCUUGAUAAACCCUUACCCAGCCUUUGCUAGGCAAACCCACUAAAGGUAAACCAUCCCCCCAUCCCUUUCCUCCUUGGCUUGGCACCACCUUCCAGCUAUUCUAUCCUUCCUUUUCCGCUUUUGUUUAUUGUCCCCUUCCCCUUUCCCGAUUGGUUUUCCCGAUUAAUUUUUAUUUAACUUCGUCUCGAUGUACGCAUAUAUUGAUUUUAGCAUGUUUAAGUAUGAAUCAUAUCCCCUUCCCUACCCCCUCCACACUUCCCCCCCCCUCCCUUUCCGAACCUGUCACGCGGUUGAUUGUGAAACGGUCCUAGAAUUAAGCAAGCAAAUAAGCAAACCCCUAGAGAGUUGCGCCUAACAGUAAGGAGAGCUAGGAGGAGUUUGGGCGCACCAAACUAAUGCGCUGGCGAAACGAAGCGCCCCCCCCCAAUCAUUUGUCCCGUCCCAUUUGUUUUGUAAACCGUGCCCGUGCGUACGCUUCCCUGCCAAAAUGGUGGGGGGGUGUCCCUGCCCGCGGUGCUUCGGUUAGUAGGGAUCGCUGGGAGCGAUCGAAUAUUUCUUAGCUACACAACUUUGCAUUGGGCCAUCAUCACCCAAGAACAUCGCCCACCAAAUCCCCUUCCCCGGAUCCUCGUCUCCAAAAGACGAGGGGGCAAGGGAGGGCGGGGGAUGAACGCGGUGCGUGGAAAAUUGUAGUGAUCGGCCGUGGUGGAAACAGUGAGGAACAGGAACAAGGGCAGCAUCGCGAGGGCAGCGCGCAUACACAUUUUUGCGAGCGCGUGCCACCAGCUCGCCAGGGCCAUUGGGUCGCCUGGGCAGGGGGGGGGGGCAAAGUGUGCGGUGUGAAGAGGUUGCUGCCUUGGUUUUGCCCCUUGCCAGCUCCCACUCCCGAGCUGGCUGGCCCGCGCUCGACCUUUUCCACGUGCUGGCUGGUGAUGCAGCUUUUCCUUUCCUUCUUUGUCGCCCUCUUUCUUUGUCUUUUAUUGGUAAUUACAUGGUAGCAGCUAGAAGAAGAACAAAAAACCCUGAAAAUCAGCACACAAAAAAAACAAAACCAUCACACCAAUAAUCACUCGGAAUUGCCUAUCCCAAGUUUUUUGCGUCAAUGCUAUGUGAAUCGUUUAACUGUAUGUUUUAUUUAAAUAUUGUAUACUAGGGUAGCGUGCCUUCUUAAAAAAAAAAAAGUAUAAGCUAGACAGGUGGAGUGCGAGCGGCUAGCAGGAGGCAGUAGCACGCUAUAUUGCGAGAGAUAGUUUAGGGUUAGCCACCGUCUACUAAACAUAAUCUACACUCACACACACACACCUACACUCUUUUACACACUCACACAUGUACUUACACACCAAA
This is a messenger RNA of Anopheles arabiensis, 9450 nucleotides long. Its product is annotated as titin-like. The record is from RefSeq and is a predicted model, not a curated record. The coding region runs from base 922 to 7500 and encodes 2192 amino acids. Gene Ontology annotation, molecular function: protein serine/threonine kinase activity; ATP binding. The transcript is spliced from 10 exons. NCBI's taxonomy places the organism in Eukaryota, Metazoa, Arthropoda, Insecta, Diptera, Culicidae. Gene Ontology annotation, biological process: protein phosphorylation.